AAUUCAAAAGGACCUAAUGGUUUGACUACAGGGAGCUCUUUGGGACAGAUUUCAAAAGUACAGCAAGGAGUAUACAAAACAGUGAUUGCAGAAGAAACUUUAAAAAUACUUCUCUGGACUGAAGAAAUGGACAAAAGGAACAAAACACAGCUCCAAAGGGCAAUUGGAUAUUUUCAUGGAGUGACUUUCUUACUCAGUACUAUAAUAGGUGCAGGAAUCUUCAUAGCUCCCAAAGGAGUGCUGAAAUAUUCUUCCCUCCAUGUGGGCGUCACACUAAUCAUCUGGGCUGUUUGUGCAGUGGUGUCCGUGAUAUCUGCUCUUACUUAUGCUGAGGUGGGCACAACUUUCCCUCGAAGUGGAGCUCAAUACUAUUUCCUCAAAAAAUCCCUGGGAUCUCCAUUUGUUUUCUUCUGCCUCUGGACCGGUUUCUUUACAACACCAGCAGGAAUUGCUAGUCGAACCUUAUUGCUGACUGAGUAUGUUAUUCAACCUUUCUACCCUGGGUGUUCUGCACCAACAUUACCCAAAAAAUGCUUGGCUUUGGCCAUUUUGUGGUCUCUGGGAAUCCUCGGUGUUCAAGGUGUGAAAAAAGUAACUUGGUUUCAGACAAUCAGCACAAUGAUGAAGACAACAGUUCUCUGCCUUAUUGCCCUAAAUGGAGCUGUGUUGUUGGUGAUAAGAAAGGAGAAUUUAAUCAGGUUGGGGGAUGCUUUCAGUUCUGAUCUUCCUAAUAUCUCUCAGAUUCCAGAAGCCUUUUUCCAGGGAUUGUAUGCAUAUACAGGCUGGGAAGCAAUGGUUUCCAUUGCAGGAGAUGUAAAAAACCCAGCUAAGAAUAUUCCCAGAUGCAUAUUCACUGCACUUUUCUUGGUGACCAUACUUUACCUUCUGGUUAAUAUUUCCUACCUGACUGUUCUAACUCCUGAAGAAAUCAUCGCUUCAGAUGCUGUCGCAAUAACAUGGGCUGAUAGAGUAAUUCCCUCCUACCAGUGGAUCAUUUCCAUAGGUGUUUCUACUUCAAUUCUCAGUGGCCUUUUAUCUACUAUAUUUUCAUCAUCAAGACUACUCUAUUGUGCAAGCCAAGAGGGGCAGAUGCCUUUGUUGUACUCUAUGCUUAACAUCCACUCCAGUCCAGCUUUACCUGUGAUUCAGACAAUCAUCAUUGCGUCUGUUAUGAUUUUUCCCUCAGACUUAAUCCGAUUGAUAAACCUUCUAGGCUUCUCAGGAUCAAUUCAAAUGAUGUUGACCAUAAUAGGUGUAAUUAAGUUGAGAUACCAGGAGCCUAAUUUACCUAGACCUUUUAAGGUACAUUUAUCAUUUGCACUAGGAACAUUCAUUCUGUUUUUCCUCUUGGUUUUGAUUCCAAUUAUCCAAUCUCCAAAGAUGUACCAUAUUUACGUGCUUUGCUUUAUUCUAUCAAGCUUUUUGUUAUAUCUGGUUUUUGUACACUUCAAGUUUUGUUUUGGUUGGUUUAAUGAAGUCACUUGCUAUUUGCAAUUGCUGUUGAAUAUUUCACCCCCUGAUGGGUCUGAGGAAUAG
This is a messenger RNA of Trichosurus vulpecula (common brushtail), 1536 nucleotides long. It is a transcript of the gene SLC7A13, whose product is annotated as solute carrier family 7 member 13. The coding region runs from base 127 to 1536 and encodes 469 amino acids. Gene Ontology annotation, biological process: amino acid transmembrane transport. Lineage: Eukaryota; Metazoa; Chordata; Mammalia; Diprotodontia; Phalangeridae. The transcript has 4 exons. The record is from RefSeq and is a predicted model, not a curated record. Gene Ontology annotation, molecular function: L-amino acid transmembrane transporter activity. Gene Ontology annotation, cellular component: membrane.